Molecule: messenger RNA, 2778 nt
Organism: Dichotomopilus funicola
Lineage: Eukaryota; Fungi; Ascomycota; Sordariomycetes; Sordariales; Chaetomiaceae
Product: heat shock protein HSP98
Exons: 1
Coding region: 1-2778 (925 amino acids)
Biological process (GO): cellular response to heat
Cellular component (GO): cytoplasm
Molecular function (GO): ATP binding; ATP hydrolysis activity
Source: RefSeq, a predicted model, not a curated record
AUGAAUUCGAAAAUGGAGUUCACCGACCGUGCCAAGAAGGCGUUGGAGGACGCCAUGGUGCUGGCCGAGCAGUACGCCCACUCCCAGCUUCUACCGCUGCAUCUCGCCGUUGCUCUCCUCGACCCUCUCCCCGACCAGAGCAAAGACCAGCAGAAUGCCCCCCCAGGCACGACGAGUUCCCUCUUCCGCCAGGUUAUUGAGCGGGCCCACGGUGACCCUCAGCUCUUCGACCGCUCUCUCAAGAAGAGUCUCGUCCGGCUCCCGAGCCAGGACCCGCCACCUGACCAGGUCUCGAUGGCGCCCUCCUUCAACAACAUACUACGCAAAUCGAUGGACCUGCAGAAGGUGCAGAAGGACACGUACAUUGCUGUCGAUCAUCUGAUCACCGCCCUGUCGGAGGAUCACUCGAUCCAGAACGCACUCAAGGAAGCCAAUAUCCCCAAGCCGAAGCUCAUCCAGGAUGCCAUCACGACCAUCCGUGGCACCAAGCGCGUCGAUUCACGCAACGCCGACACCGAAGAGGAGAAUGAGAACCUCGCUAAGUUCACUAUCGACAUGACGGCGAUGGCCAGGGAAGGCAAGGUUGACCCGGUCAUCGGACGUGAGGAAGAAAUUCGCCGCGUCAUUCGCAUCCUUUCUCGCCGAACCAAGAACAACCCGGUGCUGAUCGGUGAGCCCGGUGUGGGCAAGACGACCGUUGUCGAGGGUCUCGCCCAGCGUAUCGUCAACUCCGAUGUCCCUGAUAAUCUAGCAGCCUGCAAGCUCCUUUCCCUCGAUGUGGGUGCCUUGGUGGCUGGUAGCAAGUAUCGCGGCGAGUUCGAAGAGCGUAUGAAGGGGGUCCUGAAGGAGAUUCAGGAAUCUAAGGAGAUGAUUGUUCUCUUCGUCGACGAGAUCCAUCUCCUCAUGGGCGCUGGUUCAUCUGGUGAGGGCGGCAUGGAUGCGGCCAACUUGCUUAAGCCCAUGCUCGCUCGCGGUCAGCUGCACUGUAUUGGCGCUACCACAUUGGCUGAGUACCGCAAGUACAUCGAGAAGGACGCCGCUUUCGAGCGUCGUUUCCAACAGGUCCUCGUCAAGGAGCCGUCGAUCCCCGAGACGGUCUCCAUUCUUCGUGGGCUCAAGGAGAAGUACGAGGUCCACCAUGGUGUCAACAUUGCCGAUGCCGCCAUCGUCGCCUCUGCAAACCUUGCUGCUCGUUAUCUUACUUCUCGGCGUCUCCCUGAUUCGGCCGUUGAUCUUAUCGAUGAGGCGGCCGCGGCUGUACGAGUCGCCCGGGAGUCACAGCCCGAGGUAAUUGACUCUCUCGAGCGUCGCUUGCGGCAGCUCAAGAUCGAAAUUCAUGCACUCGGCCGUGAGAAGGACGAUGCCUCGAAGGCCCGCCUCGCUCAGGCGAAGCAGGAUGCUGAGAACGUCGAGGAGGAGCUUCGACCGCUGCGCGAGAAAUAUGACCGCGAGCGUCAGCGCGGUAAAGAUAUCCAGGAGGCCAAGUUGAAGCUAGAGAACCUCCGGGUCAAGGCUGAGGAUGCCAGCCGGAUGGGCGACCACAGCCGUGCCGCCGACUUGCAAUACUACGCCAUUCCCGAACAAGAGCAGGUCAUCCGGCAGCUCGAGAAGGAGAAGGCCGCCGCCGACGCAGCAUUGAACCAGAGCGGGGCUGAUUUGGGCGGUUCCAUGGUGACCGACGUCGUCGGGCCAGACCAAAUCAACGAGAUUGUCGCCCGCUGGACCGGCAUUCCCGUGACUCGCCUCAAGACGUCGGAGAAGGAGAAGCUGCUGCAGAUGGAGCGCGCGCUUGGCAAUAUCGUGGUCGGCCAAAAGGAGGCAGUCCAAUCCGUGUCCAACGCCAUCCGAUUGCAGCGGUCUGGCCUGGCCAACCCGAACCAGCCGCCGAGUUUCCUCUUCUGUGGUCCCUCGGGUACCGGCAAAACUCUUCUCACCAAGGCACUGGCGGAGUUCUUGUUUGACGAUGCCAAGGCCAUGAUCCGCUUCGACAUGUCCGAGUACCAGGAGAGGCACUCGCUCAGCCGUAUGAUUGGUGCACCUCCUGGAUACGUCGGUCACGACGCGGGCGGGCAGCUGACGGAAGCCCUUCGCCGGAAGCCUUUCUCUAUCCUGCUUUUUGACGAGGUUGAGAAGGCGGCAAAGGAGGUGUUGACGGUGCUGCUGCAGUUGAUGGACGAUGGCCGCAUCACGGAUGGACAGGGCCGCAUGAUUGACGCCAAGAACUGCAUCGUGGUCAUGACAUCCAACUUGGGCGCCGAGUACCUGGCGCGCCCGAACGGCAAGGACGGCAAGAUUGACCCCACGACGCGCGAGCUCGUCAUGAACGCGCUGCGCAACUAUUUCUUGCCUGAGUUCCUCAACCGUAUCUCGUCCAUCGUCAUCUUCAAUCGGCUGACGCGUCGCGAGAUUCGCAAAAUUGUCGACCUGCGCAUCAGCGAGAUCCAGAAACGGCUUGCUGACAACGACCGUAAUGUCCUUAUCCGCGUGUCGGAAGCCGCCAAAGACAAGCUUGGCGCCGCUGGCUACUCGCCCGCCUACGGCGCUCGGCCUCUACAGCGUCUGCUCGAGAAGGAGGUCCUUAACCGCAUGGCCAUCCUCAUCUUGCGCGGAAGCAUCCGUGACGGUGAGGUCGCCAAUGUCGACGUUGUCGACGGCAAGGUCACGGUCCUCCCUAACCACCAGGACAGCGAAGGCGAGGACGAGGAUAUGCUGGUGGACGAGGACGAAGCAUUGGAUGAGCUGGCUCCAGAUUCAAUGGAUGAAGAUAUUUAUGACUGA